AUGAGAGCGAAGACUUCCAGAAGCUUGCAGAAAGGGAAAUUGCCUCCUGUGAAGAAGAGAUAGCUGAACUGAAGCACCAGAUAGUGUUGCUUUUGAUUCCUUCAGAAGAAGCAGACGAGAGUGAUCUUGUCAUGGAAGUAACAGCGGGAGUUGGAGGGCAGGAAGCCAUGCUGUUCACCUCGGAGAUAUUUGAUAUGUAUCAACGAUACGCUGCCUUUAAAAAGUGGAAAUUUGAAAUAUUAGAAUACUUUCCCAGUGAAAUAGGUGGUCUAAGACAUGCAGUUGCCAGUAUAGCAGGUCUUGAGGCUUACAAGUACAUGAAAUUUGAAGGAGGAGUGCAUCGUGUUCAGCGAGUACCAAAGACAGAAAAACAAGGACGCAUUCACACCAGCACAAUGACUGUUGCAAUAUUACCACAACCCACUGAGAUGAGGCUGCAAAUUAACCCGAAAGAUCUACGCAUAGAAACAAAGCGAGCCAGUGGAGCUGGGGGCCAGCACGUCAAUACCACAGACAGUGCUGUACGCAUAGUUCAUAUUCCAACAGGGAUCGUAUCUGAAUGUCAGCAAGAAAGAUCUCAAAUUAGAAACAAAGAGAAGGCUAUGCAAAUGCUAUGUGCUAAGCUAUACAACGCCAAACUGGAAGAAGAAACCAAAAAGAGAAACAGUGUUCGAAAGAUUCAAAUUGGGACUAAAGGAAGAUCAGAGAAGAUCAGGACAUACAACUUUCCACAGGACCGAAUUACUGACCACAGGAUAAGCAGAUCGGUGCAUCAUAUUGAGUGUUUCAUGCUAGGGGAAGAAAUGCUAGAUGAAAUGAUACACACACUGAAAGAAUAUGCUGAUUAUGAAUCUUUAAUGGAAGUUAUUUCAGAAAAUGAAAAGAAGAACCUAUCCUGAAUAUUGCUUUUUGUCAGCCUGUUACAACAGAUGUAGACAUUUGUCUGCAAAGGAGCUUCUUGGAGCACCACCCAGAAAAUGCAACUGCUUUUCAGAUCAUGAAAGACAUCACAGCUUGUUUCCUCAUGACUGAUAAACAGUUUUCUUACUUGCUGAGUAAAA
Molecule: messenger RNA, 1061 nt
Organism: Antrostomus carolinensis (chuck-will's-widow)
Lineage: Eukaryota; Metazoa; Chordata; Aves; Caprimulgiformes; Caprimulgidae
Gene: MTRF1L
Product: mitochondrial translation release factor 1 like
Exons: 6
Coding region: 132-899 (255 amino acids)
Biological process (GO): mitochondrial translational termination
Cellular component (GO): mitochondrion
Molecular function (GO): translation release factor activity
Source: RefSeq, a predicted model, not a curated record